CGAGGGGAGCCCCCGCCCCCCUUCGCAGAAGCCUGCGGCUGGGGUUGCAGGAAGAACUGGAACUGGGCUGGCCGAAGUGGGAAGCGGCGCGUUAAAUCCGCCCCCUCUCCAUACCCUACUUUCAAGGGGUGGGCGGUAGAGGGGAGGUUGGGGUUGGAGCAGCGGCGAGGGGGCCCCUCCCUUGCACCUCCCCCCACCGGACUUGGUCGCGCCCGAAGUGUAACACUUUCUCUUUGUCGGAGGAGCUCCUCUGUUUCCUGUGCAGUAGCUCCCGUUGCGGCGGCACCCGUGGCAGCCCUGGCGGACGCAGGAGCGAUGGCAGCGACCGAUAUAGCUCGCCAGGUGGGUGAAGGUUGCCGAACUGUCCCCCUGGCUGGACAUGUGGGGUUUGACAGCUUGCCUGACCAGCUGGUGAAUAAGUCCGUCAGCCAGGGCUUCUGCUUCAACAUCCUGUGCGUGGGAGAGACAGGUUUGGGCAAGUCCACCCUCAUGGACACCCUGUUCAACACCAAGUUCGAAGGGGAGCCAGCCACCCACACACAGCCGGGCGUCCAGCUCCAGUCUAAUACCUAUGACCUCCAAGAGAGCAACGUGAGGCUAAAGCUCACGAUCGUUAGCACAGUUGGCUUUGGAGACCAGAUCAACAAAGAGGACAGCUACAAGCCCAUCGUGGAAUUCAUUGACGCACAAUUCGAGGCCUACCUGCAGGAAGAGCUGAAGAUCCGAAGAGUGCUGCACACCUACCAUGACUCCCGGAUCCAUGUCUGCUUGUAUUUCAUUGCCCCCACGGGUCAUUCCCUGAAGUCUCUGGACCUAGUGACUAUGAAGAAGCUGGACAGUAAGGUGAACAUCAUCCCCAUCAUUGCCAAAGCAGAUGCCAUUUCGAAGAGUGAGCUAACGAAGUUCAAAAUCAAAAUCACCAGCGAGCUUGUCAGCAACGGAGUCCAGAUCUAUCAGUUUCCUACAGAUGAUGAGUCAGUAGCAGAGAUCAAUGGAACCAUGAAUGCCCACCUGCCGUUUGCUGUCAUCGGCAGCACAGAAGAACUGAAGAUAGGCAACAAGAUGAUGAGGGCGCGGCAGUAUCCUUGGGGCACUGUGCAGGUUGAAAACGAGGCCCACUGCGACUUUGUGAAGCUGCGGGAGAUGCUGAUUCGGGUCAACAUGGAGGAUCUGCGGGAGCAGACCCACACCCGGCACUAUGAGCUGUAUCGCCGCUGUAAGCUGGAGGAGAUGGGCUUCAAGGACACCGACCCUGACAGCAAACCCUUCAGUUUACAGGAGACGUAUGAGGCCAAAAGAAACGAGUUCCUAGGGGAACUCCAGAAAAAAGAAGAGGAGAUGAGACAGAUGUUCGUCCAGAGAGUCAAAGAGAAAGAAGCAGAGCUCAAAGAGGCAGAGAAAGAGCUGCACGAGAAGUUUGACCGUCUGAAGAAACUGCACCAGGACGAGAAGAAGAAACUGGAGGAUAAGAAGAAAUCCCUGGAUGAUGAAGUGAAUGCUUUCAAGCAAAGAAAGACAGCAGCCGAGCUGCUCCAGUCCCAGGGCUCCCAGGCUGGAGGCUCACAGACUCUGAAGAGAGACAAAGAGAAGAAAAACUCUUACUGUUUUACAGUUAACUCUGCUGUUUGCUGCAUGCUGCAUGAGACCCAGGGUCCUGCUUUUUUUAAUCUUGUCUUCAGCAGCUGCACUAAGUCUAAAGGAGAAGACUGCCAUUAUAGAAGAGUUAGGGUUCCAUAUUGUCUCAAAUCAGAAAUCAACCAAUUCCCUCUCCCCUCAAACUGCAAGCACACGCACAUACGCCACACCACCCAACAAGUGUUCAUGUGUCCCUGUGUCCAGGCAAGAAGCUCUCUUCCCGACUCACAUGGUAUUUUAAAUGGAAGUGUCUUGUCCUAACUAACAAGGCAGGAAAAGAACCAUCAGAGCUGGAAAAUGGACCAAAUGUAACCUCAGAGAAACAACUACAGGACCACUCACCCAAGUGUAAGUGACUGGGGCAGGACACUUCAGCUGUGGGUGUGGAAGUACUGUUCUGUUCACAAGGUUUUGUUUGCGUUUUGUGUUUUUCUUUUAAACAUUUCUCUGGUUCGAUGGGUUGACUGUCUACGGCCACUGUUAAAACAUUUCUGAAUAUGGAAGAGAAAGUCAAGUGACAUUUUUAUCUUCUUCAGCAUUCACAGACCUUCUAUAGAUUCCAGCAAAGGGGAAAAAUGUGUCCACUAUCUAACACUCAGGUGGAGAAGGGAGAGAAGGGAGAGAAGGGAGGGGGUUUAAGCUUAGUGAGGGCAAAAUUACUCCAUUCCACCUUCUGAGACCAGUUGGGGUUUUGAGAGAGGUUUCUGCUCAACCUGGGAUCUGGAGGGAGAGCUUUGAUGUUGGUAAAUCUGCCUUGAAUUCAUUGGUUUAACUUGCAUCAAAAUACCAUGUGAGUGUGCUCAUUCUCAUAGAUCCCUACCAUCAUCACCACCAUUCUGCUGUUCAGUGUCUCUUGAGAGAGCCUCUUUGCAUGUUUUCCAGAAUCUGUGUGUGUUUUUCCUUUCUUCUCCUUUGUUCUUUUUGCUCAAAGGUGUGACCAGUCACUGCCCCUCUGGGGCUUUCAUUCUCCAGGAGAAACAUCCCAGAACCAGCACUGUUUAGCUUACUACCUUUCUAAUGUCCAUGUCAAUUUUCAAUAAAAUUCAAAGAAAUGCUGAA
Cercocebus atys (sooty mangabey) is the source of this 2694-nucleotide messenger RNA. It is a transcript of the gene SEPTIN6, whose product is annotated as septin 6. Bases 316 to 1896 code for a protein of 526 amino acids. Gene Ontology annotation, cellular component: microtubule cytoskeleton; cell division site; septin ring. The transcript is spliced from 11 exons. Gene Ontology annotation, biological process: cilium assembly; cytoskeleton-dependent cytokinesis. NCBI's taxonomy places the organism in Eukaryota, Metazoa, Chordata, Mammalia, Primates, Cercopithecidae. Gene Ontology annotation, molecular function: GTP binding; molecular adaptor activity; GTPase activity. The record is from RefSeq and is a predicted model, not a curated record.